AUGGAUACUGCAGAGAAAGAUAAGAUGCUCCGCGGCGAGCUCUAUAUCGCCCUCGAUCCUCUGCUGUGCUCAGAACGAGAGCGCUGUGCUAAGGCGUGCAAUGAGUUCAACACCAACACCACCGCCACGCCACUGGAGCGGGCAAAUCUACUCAACAACAUCCUCAAACUACCCCCCGUACCCCCUUCCACAGACCUCAGCACCCUCCCCACCGUCAACCCGCCUUUCAUCGUCGACUAUGGCUACAACGUCACCCUCGGCGAGGGCAGCUUCAUAAACUUCAACUGCACUAUCCUCGACACCUGUCCCGUGCGCAUCGGCGCACGCACUCUCUUCGGCCCCGGCAUCUCCAUCUUCACCGCCUCGCACCCGCUCUCGGCCGCUGUCCGCAACGGGCUCAAGGGCCCCGAGGACGGCCGCCCCAUCGUCAUUGGCGAUGACUGCUGGUUUGGCGGGAACGUGGUUGUGCUGCCGGGUGUGACUAUCGGCGAUUGUGUGGUGGUCGGCGCGGGCGCGGUGGUGACAAAGAGUGUACCGAGUCACUGCGUGGUGGCCGGGAACCCGGCGAGGAUCGUGAAGCGCCUGGAGGGGUUUGUAGAGCCUGCGGCGGCGGCGGUGGUGGAGGCGAAGGGGAAGGAGAAGGAGGGGGAGAUGGAGAGGCUUGUUAAGAGACUCGAUGCACUGGAGGGGGAGCUGUCGGGUGUUAAGGAGGAGCUGAAAAGGCUAAGUAAGUAG
Morchella sextelata is the source of this 735-nucleotide messenger RNA. RefSeq lists its product as uncharacterized. The record is from RefSeq and is a predicted model, not a curated record. The transcript is spliced from 3 exons. NCBI's taxonomy places the organism in Eukaryota, Fungi, Ascomycota, Pezizomycetes, Pezizales, Morchellaceae. Bases 1 to 735 code for a protein of 244 amino acids. Gene Ontology annotation, molecular function: acetyltransferase activity.